This is a messenger RNA of Fusarium vanettenii 77-13-4, 966 nucleotides long. RefSeq lists its product as uncharacterized. The record is from RefSeq and is a predicted model, not a curated record. The coding region runs from base 1 to 966 and encodes 321 amino acids. Lineage: Eukaryota; Fungi; Ascomycota; Sordariomycetes; Hypocreales; Nectriaceae. The transcript has 2 exons.
AUGCGUUUCUCCGUUGCUUCCGCUCUGGCCAUGGCCAGCACCGUCUCCGGCCACGCCCUCAUGUACGGCGUCUCGGUCAACGGCGAGGACCAGGGUGAUGGUCAGAACGUCUACAUCCGAACUCCCGCCAACAACAGCCCCGUCAAGGACCUGUCCAGCCCCGACAUUGUCUGCAACGUCAACGGUGGCAAGGCUGCCCCCAAGUUCGUCUCCGCCGCUGCUGGUGACACCCUCACCUUCGAGUGGUACCACGACAACCGUGGUGACGAUAUCAUCGAUGGAUCUCACAAGGGUCCCAUCAUCACCUACAUUGCCCCCUACACCGAGACCGACGGUACCGGUGCCAUCUGGACCAAGAUCCAGGAGGCUGGUCUCUCCGGCGGCCAGUGGGCUGUUGACAAGCUCAAGGCCAACGGUGGCAAGAUCGACUUCGACCUUCCCUCCGGCCUCAAGGCUGGCAAGUACCUGAUCCGCCAGGAGAUCAUUGCCCACCACGAGUCCGAUGCCACCUACGACCAGAACCCUGCUCGUGGUGCUCAGUUCUACCCCUCUUGCGUCCAGGUCGAGGUUACCGGCUCUGGCAGCGCCGUCCCCGAUGAGGGCUUCGACUUCAACACCGGUUACAAGUACACAGACGAGGGCAUCCACUUCAACCUCUACGGUGGCGCCUCCACCUACAAGAUCCCCGGACCUGCUGUCUGGUCCGGCACCAGCUCCGGCUCUGGUUCCGGCAGCGGCUCUGGCUCUUCUCCCUCUGCCUCUGCCCCUGCUGCUUCCGCCCCUGCUGCUACCUCUGCCGCCCCUGCUCCCGCUCCCACUCCUACCUUCUCCACCGUUGUCCGCCCUGAGGCUCCCUCUGCCACCCAGGCUGAGCCCGCUCCCGUCAGCACCAGCGGACCCAAGACCGGCUGCGGUUCCCGCCGCCGCCGCCGCUCCGCCCGCAAGGCCCGACGCAACGCUCUGUAA